Molecule: messenger RNA, 2463 nt
Organism: Caenorhabditis bovis
Lineage: Eukaryota; Metazoa; Nematoda; Chromadorea; Rhabditida; Rhabditidae
Source: the annotation of a GenBank genome assembly
AUGCCGGGUCCUGGGUUCGCACACGAUCCGCAUCUGUUGCCGAGAAUUCAAGAGCACAUUCGUAACUAUCCGGGUACAAAAAUCUUCAAACCGGAAUCAGUUGCAUUCGAUCUUCGCCAGAAAUACCCUGAAUACUCACGCCAAAAGUAUAAAACGUUGAUUACCUUGGUUCAUGAGGCUCUCGAAAGAAUCAAACUGGCAGCGCAAGAAGCUGAAGUUCGAGAAGUUGUCGCUUCAGAUGACGUUUGCCACGCGAUCGAUGAUAUUGCUUCUGAAAUUAUCCGAAGGCCGGAAAAUCGGAAGAGGAAAGCGGCUGUGAAGAAUCGAACACCGGCGAAAGCCGAAGAAGUUCUGAUUUCGAGUGAUGAUGAGCAUGAAGCUGCGGCGAGACAAAUUGAAAACCUCAAGACAACAAAUCGCGCAAACAAGUUUUUGUUGAACUUGUACGGAGCUCAGAACAACUCAACACCAGGAAAUGAGAAAUCGACGCCGAAUUUGGAACGUAAGAGCAAAAUCAAGAAUGGCCAUUUAAAUAAUCAGAAUGCGAAUUCUCGUUCUCGUCCGGAGACUCCGAGUGUCGCGUCACUUCCACGUGGAUUGGGAGCCGUCACCGAAGCAGUCGCACCGCGCGAAUCCACAGUUCGAUUCGAGAACAUCGGUGGAUGCGACAAGCAAUUCCUUGAAGUGUGCCGACUGGCGAUGCACCUCAAACGACCGCGGACUUUCUCGAUUCUUGGAGUUGAUCCGCCACGUGGAUUCAUUGUUCAUGGACCACCGGGAUGCGGAAAAACACUUUUCGCGCAAGCGGUUGCCGGAGAGCUCGGAAUUCCGAUGCUUCAACUCGCGGCAACUGAACUCGUCUCUGGUGUGUCCGGCGAGACCGAAGAGAAAAUUCGAAGACUUUUCGAUACUGCUAAGACAAAUUCGCCGUGUAUUUUAAUUCUUGACGAUAUUGACGCCAUCGCUCCACGACGAGAAACCGCACAAAGGGAAAUGGAGCGAAGAGUUGUUAGCCAAUUAUGUAGUAGUUUAGAUGAGCUAGUUCUACCCCCUCGCGACAAAGUCCAAACUCAGCUGACGUUCGGAAACGACGGAAGCAUUGGAUUUGUUGGCGAAGGUCCACCUCCACCUUCAAGCAAUGCCGGUGUUCUCGUUAUCGGCACCACUUCUCGGCCAGACGCUGUUGAUUCGGGACUUCGACGAGCUGGAAGAUUCGAAAACGAGAUCUCGCUUGGAAUUCCCGACGAGAAUGCGAGAAUCAAAAUUCUGGAGAAAAUUUGUCGCGUUAACAUGGCUGACGAUGUGAGCCUCAAACAGUUGGCGAGACUUACUCCUGGAUAUGUGGGAGCUGACCUGCAGGCGCUGAUAAGAGAGGCUGCAAAAGUCGCCAUCGAUCGUGUCUUUGACACAAUGGUGGCGAAAAUUGAUGGGCAAAAGAGUUUGAGUGCCGAACAGAUCAAGGAAGAACUCGACAGGGUUCUGUCUUGGUUGCACAGUGAAGACGAUCCAACAACGUUGGCUCAACUCGAAGGAGGAUUGAAGAUCACGUUUGCUGAUUUCGAAAGAGCGUUGGAAAAGAUUCAGCCGGCAGCAAAACGUGAAGGAUUCGCAACGGUUCCUGACGUCUCCUGGGAUGACAUUGGCGCUCUCGGUGAGGUUCGAAAGCAGCUUGAAUGGAGUAUCUUGUAUCCGAUCAAACGCGUCGACGAUUUCGCUGCGUUGGGCAUCGACAGCAAACCGCAAGGAAUUCUACUCUGUGGACCGCCAGGAUGCGGCAAAACUCUUCUAGCGAAAGCGGUUGCCAAUGAGACUGGAAUGAACUUCAUCAGUGUCAAGGGUCCCGAACUUCUGAACAUGUACGUCGGAGAAAGUGAGCGAGCUGUUCGCACGGUGUUCCAACGAGCAAGAGACUCGCAACCUUGCGUGAUUUUCUUUGACGAAAUUGACGCGCUAUGUCCCAAACGAUCGCAUAGUGAGACAUCUGGAGGAGCACGACUUGUCAAUCAGCUCUUAACCGAAAUGGAUGGAGUUGAAGGAAGACAAAAGGUGUUCCUGAUCGGAGCGACGAAUCGACCCGACAUCGUCGAUGCUGCAAUUCUUCGUCCCGGCCGUCUCGACAAAAUCUUAUUUGUCGAUUUCCCAUCAAUAGAGGAUCGCGCGGAUAUUUUACGAAAAAGUACUAAGAAUGGAACUCGGCCGCUUCUUGAUAAAGACGUCGAUUUUGAAGCGAUCGCAAAUCUUCCCGAUCUUGCCGGUUUCACGGGAGCUGAUUUGUCGGCGCUUGUUCAUGAAGCCUCACUUCUUGCCCUUCAGGCAAGAGUUCUUGACAACGAUGAUAGCGUGACCGGUGUCGGAAUGAAGCAUUUUCUGGAAGCCGCCUCGAGAAUUCGGCCUUCUGUAACUGAAGCGGAUCGUAAAAAAUACGAACAUAUGAAGAUUGUUUACGGAUUGAAGCCCAAAUAA